Messenger RNA from Zerene cesonia (dogface butterfly), 2655 nucleotides. RefSeq names its product protein asunder (gene asun). The transcript is spliced from 13 exons. Gene Ontology annotation, biological process: centrosome localization; regulation of mitotic cell cycle. The record is from RefSeq and is a predicted model, not a curated record. NCBI's taxonomy places the organism in Eukaryota, Metazoa, Arthropoda, Insecta, Lepidoptera, Pieridae. The coding region runs from base 108 to 2003 and encodes 631 amino acids. Gene Ontology annotation, cellular component: integrator complex.
UCAACACUCCAAGCGUGAAAGUAAACAAAUGAAUAUAGUUUAUUUUUACACUUUAAACAACAUUAGCAAUAGAAAUAUUCGUAUGUUAAUCAAAAUUUGUGUUGAAUAUGUUUCCUACAAAUCACAAAACUAUCUUUGUUUUGGAUCAUACUCCCUAUUUUGGUAUCUCUUCUGAUAACCCUAUAGACUUUGAUGUAACGAAAAGCCGGGGUCCUGGAUAUGUACCCUUGCCUCCUAUUUGUAAAUCGUUAUGGACUUGUAGUGUAGAAGCUGCCGUUGAGUAUUGUCGUAUCGUUUGGGAUUUAUUUCCUGAAGGAAAACUGGUUAGAUUUGUUGUGAGUGAUGCUGCGGCACAUAUUUUAAAUACCUGGGCAGUGACGCAACAAAACUUGACACAUAUAUUAAAUGGAUUAUGUCUUGUGGGUCCAGUGAGGAGGGGAGCAGGGGGGGAUGUUGUUGGUCUCUGUGCAGCAAUUGAGUCCCUAGGUGAACCCUCUCCUAUACAAGCCUCCAGACCACCUGCUGAAAGACAUUUUCAAAAUCGUGGCCGUAUAAUUUGUAUAACAAGUGCAAGAGAUGACGACUCCAUUAGAAGUCUUGCUGAGAUUGCUCUCAACACACUGGUACAGCAAAACAAAAAAGCAUCGGCUAUACAACCACCUACUACUGCAGAUGCAUCUACAAGCACACAAACACUUGUUGUCCACUACUGUCACUUAGUCAUAAUUAAUGUCACUCCAGAAAAGGCUGAAACUAGAGUAAACAACCAACCACUCACAGAGAUGGGUGGUGGUUUAAUGGGUGUUGAAGUAAUUGUAUGUCGAGCAAGUGCCUUAGCUAAUUUAUUAGGAAGACUAGUACUCCCUCACUACAGACUGGCUACCACUACAGUCACUGGGAUUCCUAUGAAGGAGGAGCAAAACGCCAGUUCAAGUGCCAAUUAUGAUGUAGAAAUAAUUCAUUCGGCAGAGGCGCACGCUGGCUUACGAGCUAGUCAAACUGCGGCUGAAGCUAGCGAAUCGGUAGUGCUACGUUGGUGGACCCCCCGCGGGGCGGAGGGUGGGGCCGGCGGGUGUAAUGGCCCCCUAUGGAGGGUGACCCCUGCGGAUGUCGCCUCAAGACCUUCAGCUUGCCUGGUUAAUUUCCUGCUUAAUGGACGAUCCGUUACUUUAGAAGUACCAACAAGGAAAGGUGGAUGCAGGUCAGCGUCACACGUACUAGCGGCUCAAGGAGGGGAAUUAUGGAUAGGAGCCCUGGGGGGCAGGACUCCCUAUGAUGAUCCUCCCGCUUUGUCGGAGGGCGCUGGAGGACGAGUUACUGACUAUAGGAUAAAAGAAUUCGGAGCGCUAAUGCAACAAAAUAAGCUACAUCCAUUGAAAGGUAGCGGCGCAAACGCACGCGCUCGAAGCAAAUUACAACGGCAUACUACUUAUUGGCCGCUUACUAUAUCGUCUACCCUCAUAUUCAACUUAGGAUCUGUAAUGGACCCCCUCACAAGGCUGGUAGUACAAGAGAAUCUCACAGAUGAGGAAGUGGACUCGUGUCGAGGGGUCCUGUUAUCAUUAUUGGGGAUGGAGUCCCGUCAUGAGUUCCCAGCAUCACAACUGCCUUCAAACUUGAGAGGCAAAUCGAGCGGCCGCCGCGAAGAGCAGUGGCGCCAAGUGUGGGGCGAGCUCGAGGCGCUGAUCCGGGCGCACUCCGCGUCGCCCGCGCACCGAGCCUUGUUGAGGACGCUGCUUGAAUGCAAGUCACAUAACCAUAGUUCGGAGGGAGAAUCUUCGAGAGCAACAGUUAUACGAGCAACAACGGAUUCUCCACUAUCUCCAGUUGGCGCUGGAAACGGCAACAGCAAUGACGUGUGGGCACCUAGGAAUGCGCUAGAUGCUUUGUUAGGUGCGCCUAGACCACCGAGGCGACCCGACUUCGCUGGUCGUAUGGCGGCCGGGAACAGAGUGGCUACGUUGUACCCUCAUUUGCAGCAAGAUGUUGAAACCACCAAUUAGUUUUCUUGAUACUAAUUUCAAACGGUUUCCAAUAAUUAUUCAUAAGUACCUAUGAUAAUUAAUUUUAAAAAAUAAGAGUAAGAGAGAGAGAGUCUAAGAGAGUUGUGAUGGUCAAAUUUUUUUUACUUUCCAAUUUAAUGAAACUCGUUCAAGUGGCAUAAAAUAUAAAUGUUAAUAAUGUACAAGUAUGAAAAUGAAUUCUUAAAACACGCAACUUUUUUUACAAAACAAUAUUAUUUAUUUGUAAGAAGGCUUACUGUAUAGAAUGUUAUUAAAAAUAAGUCAGUAUAAUAGUGUUUUACUUUGUGCCACUUAUUUUGUAACUAGAUUGUUUAACUUUGUAAGUUAACCCCCUUUUCUUAAAACAUAUUUUCGCAAAUAGAAAUUACAACAGUACCUAUGCUAAUAGCUAGAUACAUAAGACAAAGAUAGUUAUAUUUUAGCAAUCAGUUCUUUAAUGUAAAUGCGACAGUGUUUUAUUUUGAAAAAAAAAAUCUAUUUUGUAUAUUAAGAAGGCCACAAUUAUCUUUUUAUUUUUUAUGUAGACUAGAACUGACCAGACCAGAACAUAGAUCUUAGUAGAAUUGAUGUUUAGUUCUGUGUAUAACCAUACCACCAAACUGACCAUUUAAUUAGCAAACGUUUUAAGAUG